Scleropages formosus (Asian bonytongue) is the source of this 1488-nucleotide messenger RNA. Its product is annotated as potassium voltage-gated channel subfamily A member 1-like. Gene Ontology annotation, cellular component: membrane; synapse; dendrite. Lineage: Eukaryota; Metazoa; Chordata; Actinopteri; Osteoglossiformes; Osteoglossidae. Gene Ontology annotation, biological process: potassium ion transmembrane transport; protein homooligomerization; action potential. The transcript has a single exon. The record is from RefSeq and is a predicted model, not a curated record. The coding region runs from base 1 to 1488 and encodes 495 amino acids. Gene Ontology annotation, molecular function: protein binding; delayed rectifier potassium channel activity.
AUGACGGUGGCAGCGGGCGAGAACUUGGAGGAGAGCUCGGCUCUGGCGGAGCGUCCGCAGGAGCCGCAGGAGCCGCGCGGCCCCGAGCGCCACGGCGAGCAGGACUGCUGCGAGAGGGUGGUCAUCAACAUCUCGGGGAUGCGCUUCGAGACUCAGCUCAAAACACUCUCGCAGUUCCCCGACACGCUGCUGGGGAACCCGAAGAAAAGAAUCCAAUACUUCGACCCGCUCAGGAACGAGUAUUUCUUCGACAGGAACCGGCCCAGUUUCGACGCCAUCCUCUACUACUACCAGUCGGGCGGGAGGCUCCGGAGACCGGCCAGCGUCCCCCUAGACAUGUUCUCCGAGGAGAUCAAGUUCUACGAGCUCGGCGUGGAGGCCAUGGAGAAGUUCCGCGAGGACGAGGGCUUCACCAGGGAGGAGGAGCGGCCGCUGCCCGAGAGGGAGUUUCACCGGCAGAUCUGGCUGCUUUUCGAGCACCCAGAGAGCUCCGGCCCGGCCAGGGGCAUCGCCAUCGUGUCGGUCAUGGUCAUCCUCAUCUCCAUCGUCAUCUUCUGCCUGGAGACUUUACCGGACCUCAAGGAAGAGCCCGAGGGCCGCAUGAAGACCAUGGGAAACAGCACCUUCUACUACAAACCGAACAUGCUGACCGACCCCUUCUUCAUAGUGGAGACCCUGUGCAUCAUCUGGUUCUCCUUCGAGCUCAUCGUGCGCUUCUUCGCCUGCCCCAGCAAGGCAGAGUUCUUCAAGAACAUCAUGAACGUCAUCGACAUCGUAUCAAUUAUCCCCUACUUUAUAACUCUGGGUACGGAGCUGGCCAAAGACCGGGAGGGCAAGGAAGCGAAGGGGGACCAGGCGACGUCCUUGGCCAUCCUGCGCGUGAUCCGCCUCGUGCGGGUCUUCCGCAUCUUCAAGCUGUCCAGGCAUUCCAAGGGACUGCAGAUUCUGGGCCAGACCCUGAAGGCCAGCAUGCGUGAACUGGGCCUGCUCAUAUUCUUCCUCUUCAUCGGCGUCAUCUUGUUCUCCAGCGCCGUGUUCUUCGCGGAGGCCGAGGAGAAGGAGUCCCACUUCAACAGCAUCCCGGACGCGUUCUGGUGGGCGGUGGUGUCCAUGACAACCGUGGGCUACGGCGACAUGUACCCCGUGACCAUAGGGGGCAAGGUCGUGGGGUCGCUCUGUGCCAUCGCCGGGGUGCUGACGAUCGCUCUGCCGGUCCCCGUGAUCGUCUCCAAUUUUAACUACUUCUACCACCGGGAGACGGAGGGAGAGGAGCAGGCGCAGCUGCUGAACGUGAGCAACCCGAACAUCCCGUCCGAUAGCGACUCGAGUCGCCGCAGCUCGUCGGCCUUCAGCAAGUCGGAGUACGUAGAGAUCGACGAGAACAUUAACAACAGCAUCGACAAUUUCAGAGAAGCAAACCUUCGAACUGGGAACUGCAUCACGGCCAAGCAGAACUGUGUCAGUUCGAAACUGCUAACCGACGUCUAA